Molecule: messenger RNA, 281 nt
Organism: Racocetra persica
Lineage: Eukaryota; Fungi; Glomeromycota; Glomeromycetes; Diversisporales; Gigasporaceae
Source: the annotation of a GenBank genome assembly
GGUUGGUGAUUAUGAAUGAGAUUUCAUGGUUUGUCUUUUGUAAGGUCCUUAGCUCUAUUCUGUGUAGAUCACUAGGCCUAGACACCAAACUUAAGCCGAUUAAGAAUGCUGUUUUACGUAAUAAAUCCAAAAUCGACAUAUUCUCAUUAGGACCUAAACUGACUAUAAAAUCUAGUGCAGGUAUAAUAUCUAUUGUGUCAUCUGAAGCAGGAGGUGGUGGAUUUGAUUUUCAUAUUGUUAUUAUGAAUUUCACUAUAUCUGGAUGCCUUCCUAUUGGGUAG